AUGUCCUUCAGAGGAGGUGGCAAUAGAGGUCAAGCAAGAGUUCUACUACCGUUUGGUUUGGAUUAUGCUGACGUAGUUACAACGGAAAACACAACUGAAAAACCACAAUAUAUACUACCUGUCAAUAAUAAACCAUCAGAGAUAGAAACAUUAGCAGCUAAACAAUCAAUUAAUUUUCAAAAGUUAGUAUCAAAUGGUGCAUUCUAUACGGGAAAAUUAGAUCAAAAUCAAAAAAGGAGAAAAGGUGAAGAUCAAGAAGAUGAAACACAACAAAAAACUACCAACAAACAAAUAUUAAAUAAUAUAAAUGAAGAUGGAAUAGAACGAUAUAGUGAUAGAUAUAAAAAAGUACAAAAAAUAGGUAAAACUAUUCAAGAACAUCCUUAUCAAUUACAAUUUUUUCCAGAAGAACUUUAUUCAGUAAUGGGUAUAUCAAAUAAAAAUAAAAAGAAAUAUCUUUCUUCAAAAUUUGCAGCUAAUGGAGGUAUUGAAGAAUUUUUAAGUGAAGAAAAAUUAGCUAAUAUGGAUGCAGAAGCUAAAGCAAAAUCAAUACGAGAAGAAAUGAUGAAUAAAAUAAGUAAUGAAGAUGAUAACAAAAAAGAUGACGCUGAUGAAGUGCCGAGUGAUCAAGAAGAAGAUAUGGAUGAUGAAUUUGAUGAUGAUGAAGAUGAUGAUUAUAAUGCAGAACAAUACUUCGAUGGAGGUGAUGAUGAUGAGGGCAAUGAUGAUGGAGAUGAUCAUGAAGCAGCGUUCUAG
Lodderomyces pseudojiufengensis is the source of this 756-nucleotide messenger RNA. RefSeq names its product DNA-directed RNA polymerase III subunit (gene RPC31). Gene Ontology annotation, biological process: transcription by RNA polymerase III. Lineage: Eukaryota; Fungi; Ascomycota; Pichiomycetes; Serinales; Debaryomycetaceae. The record is from RefSeq and is a predicted model, not a curated record. Bases 1 to 756 code for a protein of 251 amino acids. The transcript has a single exon. Gene Ontology annotation, cellular component: RNA polymerase III complex.